ACUGAAAGGUCUUCAUGAACCCCUUUUUUCGAACUGGCAGAUGGAAGGGACCCGUGGACCCCUCGAAAUCUUGUGAAGCAAGCGACGGCCUAAUAAGAAUCUAUAUGUAUUGCUCACCAACAAAGGUCAAAAUCGUUUAAUGUUGCCUCGUUUGAUCUCUGUUCAUGAGGCAUGAACUUUGCACUUGUUUUCCAACACAAUUUCAGUAUAUCUUAAUAUUUUCUUGCUCUUCUACGAAAAUGAAGAUCAUACGUUCCUUUCUUGUUCUGUUGACCCUAUGGAUGGCGCAAGCUUCUGGCAUGGAAGGCCUACAUCCUCGAUCUAAUGAAACGGUCAAUGGGGGAAUGACCAACAGUAGCAGUUCAGAAUGUGUCAGCUACGCUAUACUCGGAAGCGAUACCUGCUUUACCAUUGCAUCAGCAAACAGUAUUACAUGGGCACAGUUACUUGCUUGGAACCCAACUCUCUCUACGACUUGUUCAAAUCUACACAGCUUCACAAAUAUUUGUGUGAGCAACCCAGCUGGAAACUACUCUAUGCCCACCAACACGGCUGGCGUUACCCAGAUCAUCACUACAACAGCUGCUAUUCCAACCCCUACUGUAGAUGGCAGCAAUCCUGAUUGUGGUGAAUGGUACUAUCAUGUCGGUGAUGAUGAUAAUUGCGAUUAUAUCACAGAGACAUUCAGUAUCUCGCUAAAAGACUUCUUGUUCCUUAAUCCUGAGGUGUAUUCCAAUUGUACGAACCUUUGGGCCGGCUAUUAUUACUGUGCCGAACCUGUGGGCUACAUAUCAACCUAUCCGGGCUACUUAUCGACAUCAACCUCGUCCAUGUUCAAUCAGACUCCAACAACGCAAUUGCCACCUGGUACCAACAUUGAACCAGAUUGGCUAACAACAGCACCGAUUAUUCCUCUUGCUAACGGAACCCGAAAGGACUGCAAUAGCUACAUUUGGGUGGAUACCGUUGCAAAUACAUCUAUUGCAGACUGCUGGCAUUUAGCCUGGGCAUAUGGAGCAACAUCUGAAGUGGGUCGUCAAAACAGACUAUUGGUGCUCUGGAAUCCAUCACUUGCGGAACCAAACACCACGAACUCGUUUAUAUUCCCUGACGCUACAGCCACGGUUUCACCCAUCGUCAGUGAUACUUACACAUACCCUUGCACUAUAUCACCGAGCUUGUCGUACUGUGUGCAAUUAGAGCCUGCUACAACAACAUCGUCUAGCGCGAUUGCCACGCCUACACCUCGUGCGAUAGGCGAGACAGUUAAUUGCACCGAAUGGUAUGCGACAGAAUCUUAUGAUACAUGCCAGGAUAUCAUCGACAUCUUCGAUCUGGAUGCCACUGAAUUUUACGAUUGGAACCCAAGCAUCGGUACCAACUGCACUGGACUCGUCGAAGGCACCUACUACUGCAUCUCCACAGGGCCUGCCGGACAGCCUCUGACGACAACCUGGACUGGCCCUUAUCCUUCGGUCACUGCUACUACGACGACGAGCAGUGGUGUAUCCACACCGUCUCCCAUUCAAACUGGCAUGGUGUCAAACUGUGACAGUUUCUACCUUGUCCAGGCCAAUGAUGAGUGUGACACUAUUGCUGCUGACUAUGGAAUCAGCCUAUCUAGCUUUUACUCAUGGAACCCAGCUGUGGGAUCCAAUUGCGCCUAUCUAGAUCUGGGUGAUUAUGUUUGUGUUGGUAUCGCGAGCUCUCCCACAGUUACGACUUCUUCAAGUACAAGCACAAGCACUGGAAUAGUCACACCUUCGCCAAUUCAAACAGGCAUGGUCUCGGACUGUGACUCAUUUUACCUGGUUCAGGCGAACGAUGAGUGUGAUACCAUAGCAUCUGAGUACGAUAUUACUCUAACAGAGCUUUACUCUUGGAACCCUGCUAUUGGAUCAAGCUGUGAAUACCUUGACCUCGGUGACUACGUUUGUGUUGGUGUUUCUGCUCCGGCAAGUAGUGUCACAGUCACAAGCGGAAGUACCUUGACGUCCUCCAUCUCAACACCCUCACCCAUUCAAACCGGCAUGACGACCAACUGUGACGAGUUUUAUGAAGUCCAAGAGAAUGAUACCUGUUCUGGUAUUGCUUCCGACUUUGAUAUUAGCCUAUCUGACUUCUAUGCAUGGAAUCCGGCGGUAGGCUCGACUUGCGCAUACUUGGAGCUCAACGUGUACGUGUGCGUUCAAGUGUCAUCGUAACAUACCUUACGGUCAAGCGGAAGGGCACGAAAUCUCGCCAAGAGAUUUGCCAACUGCUUCCUUGACACUGCGCGUUUUGAAGAUUUGAUUGAGAAGAUGGUACUUCAUGUAAACUAUCUAGCGACAUUUAAGUCCUAAUUAAGUACAUAUAUCAAGCAAACUGCUACGGCAGAAUCUCUAAUAGCUCAAAAUCAUCUGAGUAGAGAUGAAACGGUGAUAUCUGACGGAAUGGGACUGGGCUGAGGAGUACUCUCUGCGUGCGGAAGGGGUCCAAUCCACCAUGGUAAAUAAAUUCAUUUGUGGCCUUGUCAUAGCAGCAAUAGUCCAUGUUACCAAUAUCGUCCCAUCUGUGAUGCAAAGUCAACACUGGCCUUUCACCCACUACGCGCUGAGUCCAGCCGAGUCUGUCGCGUAUGCCCACAAGCAGCUCGUGAUAACCAUUCGACUCUUGAUGCAGAAAUUCCAAGUGACUCAGCUCAACAGACCGUACAGAGGUGGGCAGGUCAGCCAGCACGCUUAAAAGUUCAUCGCCUCGCACUAGAAGUCCUGAAAGACCAAAAUGUUGUAGUUUCUUCCAUUUUUCAUUGACUGCAGGCAAUAUCGUUUUUAGUGGGAUGCAGUGCUCAGGCCCCAACGAAUCGUCUGCAGGCCUGCUCAAGUGCCGGGCUCUUUCAUAAUUGACGUUGAUCUGCAAACUAAAGUGUCUGAGAUCGGAUGGUAACGCAUCUAGUGCCUUUUUGAGGAGACCGCUGCGGAACGAUGACCAAUUUUGCUCUGGAGAGCAUUGUCCAUCAGCCAACAAGGUCAAGUCAAUGCGUUUAAAUCCCGGACGCUGUAGUAAAGAUACCAGGUUAUCGUACUCUUCGCAUGGUUGAUCAAAGAGUCGGCAACUUAGUCCAGUCUGGUGAAGAGUAUGUGUAUCAACAACAAACUCCGAAACAGUGUGGCUGGGCAAUUUUGAAAGUUCCUUCGUUAUAACACAGAAGCCGCGCCACUUCUUUUUCUCUUCUUGAUUCCAGGGCUCCAAGCUGUAAGAGGUCCGGUUUUUCAAAUCAUAUGGCGGCCAGGUGUGCGGGAUGGGGUAGUUAAAUUUAGGCGGAAAAGAUCGAAUCAUCGGGGUCUCGUAUAAUGGUACAUCCAGGACCCCAUGGGCUACAGGAGUAAGCGUGACCCGUGUCAAUCGUGGAAAACGCUGUAGACCAUAUCUCAAAGCCCUGACGUCAUCAUCAGAUUCAAGGACAGCUUUCUGUUGUUGUAGUAGCUGCUCAUAGAAUUCCCACGAGAGAUGAAUUGACGGAUCUGUUUUGUGGGAAAUUUUCCGAAUCUCUCGAACCCUGACGUUCUUUUCGUAGGCCUCC
Molecule: messenger RNA, 3562 nt
Organism: Talaromyces stipitatus ATCC 10500
Lineage: Eukaryota; Fungi; Ascomycota; Eurotiomycetes; Eurotiales; Trichocomaceae
Product: LysM domain protein, putative
Exons: 7
Coding region: 165-2204 (679 amino acids)
Source: RefSeq, a predicted model, not a curated record